AUGCUGGAUCCUUGCAAGCCCGAGCCAACGGUGGUGAUCAUUGGCGCGGGGAUGGCAGGACUCUCAGCGGCCCAUCGAUUGGCACAGUGUGGUCUUCAGAAUUUCACGAUAUUGGAGGCGACGGAUCGACCAGGUGGGCGAAUCCACUCGUGCUGGUUGGGCGACGUGGUGGCGGAAAUGGGAGCCACCUGGAUCGAGGGGGGAUGUGUGGCGAACCCCGUGUUCACCCUGGCGGCCCAAGAAGGUCUCCUGAAGCCGCCGGUUUUCAGGCCCGAUCCUAGCCACGGUCUCUUCUGCACCAGCGACGGAAGAGCCAUCGACCUUCCCGUCAGCAUCACCGCUUAUCACACCUUUCGUCAAAUCGAGCAACAAGCAGCGACCCUCUUCUCCCUGGGUUGUGGCCGCACCCACGGUACGUUGCUGAAUUUCAUGGGCGUCAGAAUUCAGCAGGAGCUCCACAAUUUCCCGGAGGAGCAACGAUAUGACGCAGCCAGGGUGAUGUACGGGAUGACGAACUGCGUGAGGUGUCGUUGCGGCGAUGACCUGUCGCUCGUUUCAGCCGAUCAGUUUGGAAGCUACAUAGAGAUCCCCGGUGGCAACGUGAGGGUGCCCCUUGGAUACGUGGGGGUCCUUGCUCCGUUGCUGAGGGAUCUGCCGAGUUGCUCCCUCAAGUACUGCAAACCGGUGAGUUGCGUGCGAUGGGGGGCCGUGACGGAUUCCUGUCCGCGAGCGGUGGUGAAGUGCUGCGACGGCGACGAAUUCCCUGCUGAUUACGUGAUCGUCACCGUGUCCCUCGGCGUUUUGAAGCACCAACACGACAAACUCUUCUGCCCGGCGCUGCCAGCGGAGAAAGUCGAGGCCAUCUCUAAAUUGGGCUACGGCUACGUUAAUAAAAUAUUCUUGGAAUACGCGAGACCGUUCUGGGUAUGGAAGGAAGGAGGUAUCAAGCUGGCCUGGUCGGCCGACGAACUCACCGACAGAUGCGACUGGGUGAAAGGGAUUUCUAAUAUAGAGGAAUUGUCGACCUCGCAGCACGUUCUAUGCGCGUGGAUUUGCGGCCGCGAGGCGGCUGAUAUGGAACUGUGCUCCGACGAGGAGAUCGUGGAAUCGAUAACAAGAGUUCUUCGACAAUUCACCGGUGAUCCCACGCUGCCAUACCCGGCUAAUCUUCUCAGAAGCAAAUGGUGCAUGGAUCAAUACUUCGCCGGUGCAUAUAGCUACAUGGGCCUCGACAGCACUGUCGGUCAUCAGUGUGAUCUAGCUAGUCCUUUGCCAGGUACAUGCGAGCCGAUACCACCGAUCCUCCUGUUCGCUGGGGAAGCCACGAUCCCGGGUCACUAUAGCACAGUUCACGGGGCGCGAUUGAGCGGGAUUCGCGAGGCUGAGAGGAUAAUUCAGCUGACCAAACGAUUCGGAGGCCCUCCAAAGAAAGACGAGAAGCGUAGCUGAAUCUCUUCGUGAUUCUGCGAGAGUAUACAAAAAAAAAUUAGUUAACGUCGCAGCAAAUGUGUAUGUACAAUUGUCCACGAGAGGUGUCAGUUCGAACAGCGAAACGUUAUUUGUGUUAGAUAUUUUCGGAGAGGUAUACUUACGCCUUUUCGAUUGAAUUAUUCUGUCUU
Hylaeus volcanicus is the source of this 1619-nucleotide messenger RNA. RefSeq names its product spermine oxidase-like. The record is from RefSeq and is a predicted model, not a curated record. The transcript is spliced from 6 exons. NCBI's taxonomy places the organism in Eukaryota, Metazoa, Arthropoda, Insecta, Hymenoptera, Colletidae. The coding region runs from base 1 to 1449 and encodes 482 amino acids. Gene Ontology annotation, molecular function: polyamine oxidase activity.